Jaculus jaculus (lesser Egyptian jerboa) is the source of this 3405-nucleotide messenger RNA. RefSeq names its product ring finger protein 31 (gene Rnf31). The transcript is spliced from 21 exons. Gene Ontology annotation, molecular function: zinc ion binding; K63-linked polyubiquitin modification-dependent protein binding; ubiquitin protein ligase activity. Gene Ontology annotation, cellular component: LUBAC complex. Lineage: Eukaryota; Metazoa; Chordata; Mammalia; Rodentia; Dipodidae. Bases 107 to 3319 code for a protein of 1070 amino acids. Gene Ontology annotation, biological process: protein linear polyubiquitination. The record is from RefSeq and is a predicted model, not a curated record.
UUCCCGGCUCUUCCUGGCGCCAGGCCCGGGGCCGAGUGUCCGCCCGCGGGCUGCGGAGCGGGCGGGCGGGGUAGCUCAGGGGCGUCUGUGGGACGCGAAGCUCGGGAUGCCGGGGGAGGAGGAGCGAGCCUUCCGGGCUGCCCGCGAGGAGUUGGCGAGCGCCCUGAGGAGGGAUUCCGGGCAGGUGUUUGCCCUGGAGCAGCUCCGGCCACUAUUAGCCACCUCUGUGCCUCCAGCCGUCCGCUACGUGCAGCUGGACGCUUCACGCCUGGUCCGCUGCAACGCUUACGGGGAGCCCCGAAACUACCUCAGUACUUUGUCCACGGCCCUGAACAUCUUGGAGAAAUAUGGUCGCAACCUUCUCAGCCCUCAGCGACCUCGGUACUGGCGCGCGGUGAAGUUCAAUAACCCGGUCUUUCGCAGCACGGUGGAUGCUGUGCAGGGGGGCCGCGAUGUGCUGCGAUUGUAUGGCUAUACCGAGGAGUUGCCAGAUGGAUUAAGUUUCCCGGAAGGGCAAGAGGAGCCAGACGAGCAUCAAGUUGCCACAGUCACACUGGAAGUACUACUGCUUCGGAUGGAGCUCAGCCUGCUGUUGGAGAAUGCUCAUCCAAGACAGAAUGCACUGGAGCAGCUGCUAGAAGACAAAGUUGAAGAUGAUGUGCUGCAGCUUUCAGAAUUUCAUCCCUUACUGAGAGAGAUUACUGUUGGCCCUCUCACUACGCCUUCUGCCCCAGGCUCCACCCCUGGUCCUUGCUUUCUCUGUGGUUCUGCCCCAGGUACACUGCACUGUCCAUCCUGUAAUCAUGCUUCUUGCCCAACCUGUGACCUUUUGUUCCAUGGACACCCAUCCCGUGCUCAUCACCUCCGCCAGACCCUGUCUGGGGCCCUCCAGACCACCCAGCUGAGCCCCAGUUUACCUGCCUCAUCCCAACCACGACCUCACUCAACCUCCCUGAUGGCCCUGGGAGAUGGCUCUCUAUCUUCCCCUGAUCCUUCAAGCACUUGUCUGCCCUGGCACUGUGCUGCCUGUGCUGUGCUAAAUGAGCCUUCAGCAGUGCUCUGUGUGGCCUGUAACUGGCGCAGAAGCUGUAAGGUGCUGGUUAUAGAAGGUUCCCAAGAAACUGGAGACCUAAAACCUGAGCUUGCACGGGCUCAGUGGGCCUGCCAGAGCUGUACCUUUGAGAAUGAAGCAGCAGCUGUACUGUGUGCCAUAUGUGAGCGACCUCGGCUGGCCCAGCCUCCCAGCUUGGUGGUGGAUUCCCAUGAUGCUGAAGCCAGCAAUUGCUCGCAGCCCCUUAAGCAGGGGGAUACUUUACUCUCCUCUGCCCAGGCUCAAGUCUGGCACUGUGUUCACUGUACCUUCUGCAACUCGGGUCCUGGCUCUGUAUGUGCUAUAUGCAACCGGACCAACAGUCCAAUCCCAGUACAGCAUGCUCCUCAGCUCCAUGCCAGCUCUUUGGAAAAGGGUCUCCUAAAGCCUGAUGCCCCACGUAUCAGUGCCCCUCUGACUAGUUCCUGUGGAGACACUGAGAAACAGCGCCAAGACAAGAUGCGGGAUGAAGGUCUCCAGCUAGUGAGCAUGAUCCGGGAAGGGGAAGCUGCAUGUGCCUGUCCAGAGGAGAUCUUCUCGGCUUUACAGUACUCGGGCACUGAGGUGCCCCUACAGUGGUUGCGCUCAGAGCUGCCCUACGUCCUAGAGAUGGUGGCUGAGCUAGCUGGACAACGAGACCCAGAACUGGGUGCCUUUUCAUGUCAAGAAGCCCGGAAAGCCUGGUUGGAUCGCCAUGGUAACCUUGAUGAAGCUGUAGAGGAAUGUGUGAGAACCAGGAGGAGGAAGGUGCAGGAACUCCAGACCCUGGGCUUUGGACCUGAGGAAGGAUCUCUUCAGGCAUUGUUCCAGCAUGGAGGUGAUGUUGCACGGGCCUUGACUGAGCUUCAGCGCCAGCGCCUAGAGCCCUUCCAUCAGCGCCUCUGGGACCGAGGACCUGAGCCCAUCCCCUCCUGGAAUGAGCUGGAUAAGCAGAGCUUGGUUAGAAGGCUUUUGGCAGUCUACACACUACCCAGCUGGGGCCGGGCAGAGCUGGCACUGUCACUGCUUCAGGAGACACCCAGGAACUAUGAGCUGAUGGAUGUGAUAGAAGCUGUGAGGCACAGCCACGACCGGGCCUUCUUGCGCCGCUUGCUUGCCCAGGAAUGUGCUGUAUGUAGUUGGGCCCUGCCCCGCAACCGGAUGCAGGCCCUGAUUUCCUGUGAGUGUACCAUCUGUCCUGACUGCUUCCGUCAGCACUUCACCAUUGCCCUGAAGGAAAAGCACAUUACAGACAUGGUAUGCCCUGCCUGUGGCCGCCCUGACCUCACUGAUGACACACAGUUACUCAGCUACUUCUCCACCCUUGAUAUCCAGCUCCGGGAGAGCCUAGACCCAGAUGCCUAUGCACUGUUUCAUAAAAAGCUGACUGAAGAUGUGCUCAUGCGGGAUCCCAAAUUCCUGUGGUGCGCCCAGUGCUCCUUUGGCUUCAUAUAUGAGCGUGAGCAGUUGGAGGCAACUUGUCCCCAGUGUCAUCAGACCUUCUGUGUACGCUGCAAGCGCCAGUGGGAGGAGCAACACCGAGGUCGAAGCUGUGAGGAUUUCCAGAACUGGAAACAUACCAAUGACCCAGAAUACCAGGCCCAGGGCCUGGCAAUGUAUCUUCAAGAAAAUGGCAUUGACUGUCCCAAGUGCAAGUUUUCAUAUGCACUGGCCCGAGGAGGAUGCAUGCACUUUCAUUGUACCCAGUGCCGCCACCAGUUCUGCAGUGGCUGUUACAAUGCCUUUUAUGCCAAGAAUAAAUGUCCAGACCCUAACUGCAGGGUGAAAAAGUCCCUACAUGGCCACCACCCUAGAGACUGCCUCUUCUACCUGCGGGAUUGGACUGCUGCCCGGCUCCAAAAGCUGCUACAGGACAAUAACAUCAUGUUUAAUACAGAACCUCCAGCUGGAGCCCGAGCAGUGCCCGGAGGUGGCUGCCGAGUGAUGGAGCAGAAGGAGGUUCCCAAUGGACUCAAGGAUGAAGCUUGUGGCAAGGAAACUCCACCUGGCUAUGCUGGCCUUUGCCAGGCACACUACAAAGAAUAUCUUGUGAGCCUCAUCAAUGCUCACUCACUGGACCCAGCAACUCUGUAUGAAGUGGAGGAGCUAGAAACAGCCACUGAACGCUACCUCCAUGUCCAUCCCCAGCCAGUGGCUGGAGAGGACCCCUCUGCCUACCAAGCCCGUUUGUUGCAGAAACUGACACAAGAGGUGCCCUUGGGACAGAGUAUUGCCCGCCGGAAGAAGUAGCUGAAGGCAAGGGCCCUGAUGAGGCCUCGUGGCCCUGUUCCCUCAGGAACAGCUGCAGCACCAAUAAAGAGGCAUAUUGCCCAGGC